This is a messenger RNA of Papaver somniferum (opium poppy), 2136 nucleotides long. RefSeq lists its product as uncharacterized. NCBI's taxonomy places the organism in Eukaryota, Viridiplantae, Streptophyta, Magnoliopsida, Ranunculales, Papaveraceae. The coding region runs from base 1 to 2136 and encodes 711 amino acids. The transcript has 10 exons. Gene Ontology annotation, molecular function: protein dimerization activity. The record is from RefSeq and is a predicted model, not a curated record.
AUGAGACAGGUCAAGAGGGACUUUAAGAUACUCUUUGAAGAAUACAAGUCUUUUCAUUCAAUUAAUGAGGAGGUGGCAAGUUCAUCUAGUAGUGUUGUAGUUGAGAACUCAGUUAUUGCUCCAAAUGGUGGUCGACUUGCUACUCUUCAGUCAAGGAAGAAAAGGCACAAGAAGAACCAAUCAGCUACUGAGGCAACAAUAACAGAGUUGGAUAUGUACUUAAUGGAAGUGUUUGAUGAGUCUGAAUCUGAUGGGAAUAAUACAGCUUUUAGCACUGGAAAGCGUGUGCUUAGUCCAUGGAGAAGUUCUUUAUCUCCAAGAACGGUCAAGGCUUUGCUCUGUUGUCAAAGCUGGUUAAGCAAACCCAUUGAUCUUGAUCUUUUAGAUGAUUAUGUACCAGAUGAUAACUCCAAGGAUGAGGAAGAGAUUGCUGGUUAUCUGCGCCUGUUACAUCUUGGGUGUGGUUCAACUGUCAGAGGUCUUGGAUGCUUGAUGCUUGGAGAUGGAUAUGCAUAUAUGCUACAGAGAAAAGCAAAAAGGAAAAGAAGAGCAGAAUCUGAUAGUGAAGAUUCAGAAAAAGUGUAUCAUAAUGAGCCAUGGAAACCUGUGUGUGGUAUAGAUGAAGAAGAACCAGAUUUUGAUGCAGAAGAAGAACAAUACCACGAGGCAUUCAGUGCAGUUGCAAAUUUUGGCCAAUCGUAUAGAGUUCCAUCAGCUUAUAAGUUGUCGAAUCCCAUAUUAAUUUCAGAAAAACAAAGGAUUCAAAAAUAUGUGGUGUCUGUCCAACGACAUUACUGUAGAGAAUACGGUUGUACACUCAUGUCUCAUGGUUGGAAAAGCAAAAACAACCGUGCGAUUGUAAACUUUCUAGUUUACAGUGGUAGUGGAAUUAUGUUUUUGAAAAGUGUCGAUAUAGAACAUAAUCGGUUGAAAACAGAGUAUUUAAUUACUUUGUUCAAUCCCGUUAUAGAUGAAGUCGGUCCGAGAAAUAUUGUUCAAUUAGUAACAGAUCAAGGAUCUCAAUUCAGAGCUGCAGGUAAGAGAUUGGCAUCAGAAUAUGACACAUUUUUCUGGUUCCUUGUGCUGCUCACAUUUCGACAACAUACAGCAGGACGCAAUCUAUUGCGCCCUGGCUUAACAAGGUUUUCAACGAAUUUUAUUGCAAUCAAAAGCAUCAUUGAUCAACGUAAUGCUAUCGAGAGCCUAUUUCUGGACAAGGAAUUUCUAAAAUCGGAUGAGGCAAAAACUAAACAAGCUAGACAAGUGAAGAAUAUUAUUUCAAAUGAGAUGUUAUGGACGACGUGUCAAAAUGUAUGCAUAAUGGUUGAUCGUUUAUUGAAAAUGAUUCGUUUCUUGGACUCAGACAAACCCACCAUGGGAUAUUUGUUCCAUGCACUUGCUACAUGUGUGGAAACUAUACAAAUGGGUUUGGGAUCAAAUCAAAAUGCUUCUAUCAUGGGUGUAAUAAAGAAACGAUGGAAAAGUCAGUUGAGUUCUCCUCUUCAUGCUGCAUCGUAUUUUCUCAAUCCUUAUUACAUCUUUAGCCCAACAACUAAUCUCAUCAAUAAUGAAAUUUAUGAGUCGCAAAUUUGUCUUACUGGAGUUAUAUCAAAAAUGGAAGGAAGAAUGCGGAUGAUGCAAGGUCAAUUUGCAUCACUAUCAACACGUAUUGCAGCUCAACAUGGUGAUCCUGUAAGUUGGUGGUUAUGUUAUGGUGCUGAGUAUCCAUGCCUCCAAAAGAUUGCAGUAAAGAUAUUAAGUCAAACAAAUACAUCGUCUGGAUCAGAGAGGAAUUGGAGUGUGUUUGAAAGAAUCCACACCAAACUACGCAAUCGUUUACUUUCAUCGAGAUUAAAUGAUCUGGUGUAUGUCCAAUACAAUUUGAAGUUGGAGCAACAAAGAAUUAAAGGUAAAGCAAGGAGACAUAACAUUGAUGUUCACGACGUUCAUAGUCUACUGGGGGAUGACAAUAUGCUUGACUGGAUAGCGGGGGAAGAUGAAACACCGGUUUUACCUCAAGAAGAACAGUGGUUAAAUAUUCUGGAAGAGGAGGCCGUUAAUAAUCAGAGCAUGUCCCUCUACCAUACAACUGGCAUGAUCCUGAAGUUCAAAUCCCAUACGAAAGGUUACAGGUGA